UGCCUGGGAGAGCCAUGUGGAAGGAGCUCCAGUCACUUUGAAGUAGACAUUUGAAUGUCUUUUACCGAAAUAAUGAGCAGUCAUUUUUGGUAAUUUUAAUAUAUUUUAGCAACACAUUGCUAAUAGUUUUUUGUUGGUCUAUUCAUCGAGACUGCUGUGAUUUAAAUCAUGGGGAGAUCAAAGACCAAGCACCAGAAGAAAUCCCGAGCCGUGGCCAACCAUGUGGCCGAGGAGACGUACUCGUCCGUCCCCCACUCCUUCGUCUUCCAUCGUGGUCAGGUCGGGAAAAACGUGGGCCAGCUCGUGCUGGACAUGCGGAGAGUCAUGGAGCCGUACACCGCAGAGUCCCUGAAGGUCCGGAAAAAUAACGUCUUGAAAGACUUUGUGGCCGUGGCGGGACCACUGGGAGUGACGCACUUUAUGAUCUUUAGCAAAACCACCACCGGUGUCAACAUGAGACUUGCUCGACUUCCCAAAGGUCCCACGCUUCACUUCAAAGUCCUCAAGUAUUCUCUUGUCAAAGAUGUGGUUUCAUCUCUGAAGAAGCACAGGAUGCACGAGCAGCAGUUCACACAUCACCCACUGCUCGUCCUCAGUAACUUUGGAGUGGAGGGAAUGCACGUCAAACUCAUAACCACCAUGUUCCAAAACAUGUUUCCUUCUAUAAAUGUGCAAACGGUGAACCUCAACAACAUCAAGCGGUGCGUGCUGCUUAGUUAUGACCCGGCAACUCAGGAAAUUCAAUUUCGACAUUACAGCCUGAAGGUCGUCCCUGUGGGCAUGAGCCGUGGCGUGAAGAAGCUGAUGCAGGAAAGGUGUCCCAACAUGAGCAAGUUUGAGGAUAUCAGUGAGCUGCUGAUAAAGGGAGCCAACCUUUCAGAAAGUGAAGCCGAACAAGAUGGAGAGUACAACAUAACUGAACUUCCCCAGGUUUACUCCGGAAGAGGCAACAUGGCAUCCCAACAGAGUGCUGUCCGUUUGACUGAAAUUGGUCCUCGCAUGACUCUGCAGCUGAUGAAGAUCCAGGAGGGGAUGGGUGAUGGGAAUAUCCUUUACCACUCCAUGAUCACCAAGACGGAGGAGGAAAUCCAGGAGAUCCUUGAGAGGAGGGAGGCCCGGAUGAAGGAGAAGGAAGAACGGAGGAAAAAACAGGAGCAGAAUAUUUCUUUGAAAAAAGAAAAACAAGAAGAGCACAAAAAGAAGAGCCUGGAAGGUAUAAAGAACAAGCAAACUAAAGAGGAGGAUGACAGUGACGUGGAGGAUCCAGGGCUGCAGGAUGGUGAGAGGGCGACUGUUGAAUCUGACGAUGACAAGGAGUACUACAGACAGGCGGUGGGGGAAGAGCCAGACGAAGAUAUGUUUCCAAAAACCAAAAAGAGGCAGUUCUCGGAUAAGUCUCAUGGACCAUUCAAGAAGAGAAAAAUGUCCCCUGGGAAAUCUCCAAAUGACAGAGAUUCCAGAUCACCAAAAAGAACAGGUCCGGGAGGCCAGCAAAGAGACAGAAAAGGGAAAGACCAACCGGGAAAAGUAUGGAAGAAGUCCAAGGAGGGUGAAAAAGUAUUUGGAAAGAAUAGGAGCCCUGCAGGAAAAGCCUUCCGUUCAAAGAACACUGGGGAAAGGGAAAACAAAUUUGGUGGCAAAAAGAAAUUUGAUGGAAAAAAGAAAUUUGAGGGAAAUAAAAAUAGAGACAAAUCUAAAAAUCAGAGGGGUAAGUCGGGCUUCAAGAGUGGAGGAACAAAACAAGGCUUCAAACAGAGGAAGGGAAAAGGCUUUGGAGCUGAAGCCAGGAUGGCCUUCAACGUCUCUGCGUGUGAGAGGUUUCAGAUCGGUUUGCUGCCUGCUAUGUACAGCGUUGAGUUCGUCGUGGCCCUUGCAGGAAACCUGUUCGCCCUGCGGCUGCUGCUGCUCAGAGAAAGAGGGAACUGGCACUCUGGCGUUGUCCUGUCCUGCAACUUGGCCAUCAGUGACCUGCUGUACAUCCUCACCCUGCCCCUGCUGAUCGUUUACUAUUCACUGGGGAAACACUGGAUGUUCGGGGACACCAUGUGUAAGAUCGAGAGGUUUCUUUUCACCCUAAACUUAUACGUGAGCAUCUUCUUUGUCAUGGCGAUAAGUGUGAACCGAUGUGUGGCCCUUGUGUGGCCAUUUUUUACUCGCUCAAAGGUGGAGCCUGCACACAUUAAGGCCAUUAGUGUCGUCAUAUGGAUUGUUGUCGGAGUGAUUUCCUGCCCAGUGCUUAAAUUUGCUUCUGUUUGUCAUCAUGAGUACAAUAACCAGACCCUGUGCGUGUCCUUCUGUGACAGGAUCUCUAAUGAUGCAAAGCCUCACUUCACUUACAAACUAUUUCUGACUGUGUUUGGGUGUCUUGUUCCCUUUUUGGUUACUUUCAUUUCUUACUGUGUGGUGGUACGGGUAGUGUGGCAAAGUGUUAGUAUCACAAUUCUUGAAAAACGCAAGAUCGGCCUUCUAGUCAUGUCAGUGAUUCUGCUUUACGCAAUUUCCUUUGUGCCUUAUCAUGUUUCGCAAACUUAUCUCCUGUAUCUGAGAGUCCACAAUCCUCUCAACUCUGUGUGCUGGGUCUACAAAAUGUACCAAGUCUCCAAAGGACUGGCAACCCUGAACAUGUGCAUCCAUCCCAUCCUCUACAUGGCUGUGUUUGACAGCAUAAGAGUGGCAUGUUGUGGCAAGACCUCAGAGGACAACACGAGGGUGCAAAUGAGGAAGUAGAGCUGCCGCUCAGUG
Molecule: messenger RNA, 2742 nt
Organism: Cololabis saira (Pacific saury)
Lineage: Eukaryota; Metazoa; Chordata; Actinopteri; Beloniformes; Belonidae
Product: suppressor of SWI4 1 homolog
Exons: 13
Coding region: 169-2727 (852 amino acids)
Biological process (GO): rRNA processing; G protein-coupled receptor signaling pathway; ribosomal large subunit assembly
Cellular component (GO): membrane; preribosome, large subunit precursor
Molecular function (GO): rRNA binding; G protein-coupled receptor activity
Source: RefSeq, a predicted model, not a curated record